Merops nubicus (carmine bee-eater) is the source of this 552-nucleotide messenger RNA. Its product is annotated as talin-1-like. The record is from RefSeq and is a predicted model, not a curated record. Gene Ontology annotation, molecular function: integrin binding. Gene Ontology annotation, cellular component: plasma membrane; cytoskeleton; focal adhesion. Lineage: Eukaryota; Metazoa; Chordata; Aves; Coraciiformes; Meropidae. The transcript has 4 exons. Gene Ontology annotation, biological process: platelet aggregation. The annotation marks the transcript as partial.
CAGGUGACGCAGGAGUGGGUACAGCCCAGCCGCCACCAUGGUUGCCCUCUCGCUGAAGAUCAGCAUUGGCAAUGUGGUGAAGACCAUGCAGUUCGAGCCCUCCACCAUGGUGUACGACGCCUGCCGGAUGAUUCGCGAGCGGGUGCCCGAGGCCCAGAUGGGACAGCCCAAUGAUUUUGGGCUGUUCCUAUCGGAUGAAGACCCAAAGAAAGGGAUCUGGCUGGAGGCUGGGAAGGCUCUGGACUAUUACAUGCUUCGCAAUGGGGACACCAUGGAGUACAAGAAGAAGCAGCGGCCCCUGAAGAUCCGUAUGUUGGAUGGGACAGUGAAAACAGUGAUGGUGGAUGACUCCAAAACCGUCACAGACAUGCUUAUGACAAUCUGUGCCCGAAUCGGCAUCACCAACUAUGAUGAGUACUCACUUGUUCGGGAGAUUAUGGAAGAGAAGAAGGAGGAGGUUACCGGCACCCUCAAGAAGGACAAGACACUGCUGCGAGAUGAGAAGAAGAUGGAGAAGCUCAAGCAGAAGCUGCACACAGAUGAUGAGUGUAG